Molecule: messenger RNA, 363 nt
Organism: Podospora bellae-mahoneyi
Lineage: Eukaryota; Fungi; Ascomycota; Sordariomycetes; Sordariales; Podosporaceae
Exons: 2
Coding region: 1-363 (120 amino acids)
Source: RefSeq, a predicted model, not a curated record
AUGAGAAACAAGACAUCGCCUGUCCCUCUCCCGUCUUUACUGUGGAUCCGUCCAUACCCAUUCCCAGGAGUCCUAAGAGCCGCAAAUAAUGGUUCCCUUCUCUCCCGUUCCCCGCUUCCUUUCGGGUGGAAGGUUGGGGCUGGCACGGCAGGCUCGGUGAUGUUACCCAGUCGUCUUUCGCUCCCCGAAACACCACCCGCUGAUGGGGCACGGCUCACAGUUGAUACGGAGAGAAGAGGCGGAUGCAGCUUGUCCGAGUCAACACGCAAUAGGAAGCUGCUGGCUCGGAGGUGGCUUAAGUCUAGAGUCCCCCCUGCCUACACGUGGUGUCUGGGGUCUGAUGAAAAUCUCUUUGAGUCUUGA